Messenger RNA from Fusarium poae, 1017 nucleotides. RefSeq lists its product as uncharacterized. Gene Ontology annotation, cellular component: mitochondrion. Gene Ontology annotation, molecular function: thiosulfate-cyanide sulfurtransferase activity. The record is from RefSeq and is a predicted model, not a curated record. Lineage: Eukaryota; Fungi; Ascomycota; Sordariomycetes; Hypocreales; Nectriaceae. The transcript has 2 exons. The coding region runs from base 1 to 1017 and encodes 338 amino acids. Gene Ontology annotation, biological process: transsulfuration.
AUGGCGUCCGUCGCAUUCAGCCGCUCAACAAGAGCAGGCAUUUACCAAUGGAGUUCCAAGGUUUCCCAACCUAUCCUCCACACACGCCGAAACCUCUCAUCAUACCUUGUCUCUCCGAAAGAGCUUCACGAAGCCCUUCAAAAAAACCCUCCGUCAACGAUCAGCACCGAUCCUCGAGUUAUUCCCCUCUGCGCAUCAUGGUUCCUGCCAAAUGACGGGCGAUCUGGAAUCGAGACAUUUCGCGAGCAGCGAAUCCCCAAGGCCCGAUUCUUCGACCUCGACAAGCAUAUUGACAGGCGCAGUCCCUACCCUCACAUGCUUCCCAACCCCAAGACCUUCGCCGCUGCCAUGAGUGGGCUAGGAAUCCGAAAAGAGGACACAGUCGUGGUCUAUGACAGCAAGGAGCUCGGCAUCUUCAGCGCUCCUCGCGUGGGCUGGACAUUGAAGGUUUUCGGUCACAACAACGUUCAUGUGCUGAACAACUUCAAGCUCUGGGUGGAACAGGGUCUACCAACAGAGUCAGGAGAGAUCUACACUGUUGAGUGCCGCCCUUACCAGAUUCCUGGCAUGGAUGAGGACAGUGUCGCAAGUUUCGAGCAGAUAAAGGAAAUUGCUCAGGAUCACAACAAGGAGGGCGCUGAGGGCGUUCAGGUCAUUGAUGCCCGACCUCAAAAUCGCUUCACUGGUGAAGCCCCCGAGCCCCGCGAAGGUCUCUCUUCUGGUCACAUGCCUGGAUCUAUCAACAUUCCCUUCAGUUCUGUGCUGGAUCCCAAGACCAAAGCUUUCCUUCCCAAGGAUGAACUCAAGAAGCUUUUUACUGAGAAGGGUGUGGAUUCGCAACAUCCUAUUGUCUCAAGUUGUGGUACCGGUGUGACAGCUUGCGUUAUUGACACUGCCCUUGAAGAGGCUGGCGUUGGAUCACCCGAGUCCAGGAAGGUCUACGAUGGUAGCUGGACCGAGUGGGCUCAACGGGUGCAACCUUCAGAAAAUCUGAUCAUCAAGACAGCAAAAGAGUAA